Molecule: messenger RNA, 918 nt
Organism: Peronospora farinosa
Lineage: Eukaryota; Oomycota; Peronosporomycetes; Peronosporales; Peronosporaceae
Source: the annotation of a GenBank genome assembly
AUGAGUGGGAACAAGAAUCCGACCAACAAAAAACUAGAAGAGCUCGUAGAGAAGGCUGGUAUUGUAAAGCAUGUGUUGGAGGACCCAAAGCAAGUGGUAUGUGACGAUGUGUGGACAGAAGAGCGUGAGAGACUUGCACAGGCACAUUUGAGUCAGGACAAGUCCGUGAUUCCCGAAUUCUGGCAGAACAAAUACGAGAAGGAAGCCGCUAAGAGUUGGGAUAAGUUUUACCAACGUAAUUCCACUAAUUUUUACAAGGACCGACACUAUCUGCACUUGGUAUUUCAAGACCUUGGUGUUAUACCUGAAGCUUGUGAGACAAAGACACUUUUAGAAGUCGGCAGUGGAGUUGGGAAUGCGGCACUGCCUUUGCUAAAGAUUAACCCGGGACUUUACAUUGUGGCCAUUGACUUUGCAGAUUCAGCCAUUGAACUUCUAAAGAAACAACCGUUGUACGAUGAAGCUCGUGUAGCGGCCUCGGUGUGUGACAUUACAAAGGAUGCACUACCCGAUGCGGCGUUUGCCAAUGGUGGCGUGGACUUUGCGCUCUUUUUGUUCUGCUUGUCGGCUCUGCAUCCAGACAAAAUGAAGGAUGCUGUAAAAAAGGUGGUGGCUGCAAUCAAACCUGGAGGCAAACUUUUCUUCCGCGAUUACGGCCGAUACGACCAGGCACAGCUUCGUUUUCGCCCAGGUUGCAAGUUACAGGACAACUUUUACGUCCGUCAAGACAACACGCGGGCGUACUACUUCACGACGGAAGAAGUGGAGGAUAUUUUCAAGGAGGCAGGCCUUGUUGUAUUAGAGAAUGAGUACAUCCGUCGCCAGUAUGCCAACAGACAGCAGAAUGUCGUUCGCUUUCGUGUAUGGGUGCACGCUAUCUUCGAGAAGCCUCUCCCCGUCGGGGGAAUCGAAGCAUGA